Molecule: messenger RNA, 522 nt
Organism: Pelmatolapia mariae (spotted tilapia)
Lineage: Eukaryota; Metazoa; Chordata; Actinopteri; Cichliformes; Cichlidae
Gene: gal
Product: galanin/GMAP prepropeptide
Exons: 7
Coding region: 94-522 (142 amino acids)
Biological process (GO): neuropeptide signaling pathway
Cellular component (GO): extracellular region; secretory granule
Molecular function (GO): neuropeptide hormone activity; galanin receptor binding
Source: RefSeq, a predicted model, not a curated record
GCUGGAGUCCGCUUUUCAUCCAGUGCUCCACACGCCAGACAACUUCUGCUGCUGACUGCAACGUGAACCAGACUGAAGGAAGUCACAUCAAAGAUGCAGAGGGGCUUUGGGAUAUUUUGCAUGUCGCUCAUCUUUUGUGCAACUCUUUCCGAGACCAUCGGGCUAGUUGUUGCGGCAAAAGAAAAGCGUGGCUGGACUCUGAACAGCGCUGGCUACUUGUUAGGGCCCCGUCGUAUUGAUCACCUAAUUCAGAUAAAGGAUUCUCCCAGUGCCAGAGGCAGAGACGAGCUGGUCACUCAAUAUGGACUACAUGGACACACGACACUAGGAGACAAGCCGGGUCUGGCUGGGAAGAGGGACAUAGGCCAGGAGGAGGACUUCAGAACAGGCGCCCUGAGAAUAGCAGAUGAAGAAAUUAUCCACACUGUCAUUGACUUCUUGUCAUACCUCAAACUUAAAGAGAUGGGAGCCUUGGACAGCCUGCCUCCUUCUGUCACAUCAGAUGAACUGGCCAAUCCCUAA